Messenger RNA from Colletotrichum siamense, 378 nucleotides. RefSeq lists its product as uncharacterized. Lineage: Eukaryota; Fungi; Ascomycota; Sordariomycetes; Glomerellales; Glomerellaceae. The transcript has 2 exons. The record is from RefSeq and is a predicted model, not a curated record. The coding region runs from base 1 to 378 and encodes 125 amino acids.
AUGCCCGCCCCGUCCACUCUUCCAAAGUACCUCUACAAAAUCGUCCCCGAGGCGCCGCCGUCCCCGCUCCCGGAGGAGUACCCCCUCUCCGACCUCGACCGCAACGACGGCUUCAUCCAUCUGAGCACCGCCGAACAGGUUCUCGGAACAGCCGACCGCUUCUUCUCGUCGGUCACGACGCUUUACCUGCUAAAGCUGCCCUACGCGUCCCUGGAGAAGGGAAUCCAGUGGGACGAUCUGCCGUCGGGCGGCGGGUGCUUCCCGCACCUUUACGGGCGCAACUUUGGCGCGGCGGAUGUGGAGGAGGCGCGGGGGUUCACGAGGGCGGAGGGGCAGGUUUGGAGCGAGGUUUUGAAGGGGGAUGCGUGGCUUGCGUAG